GCCCAAAAGCAGCCAAAAUGGCAACGGAGAUCCGGGGCCUACCCCACUGCCAAUCCCCGGCCUUGAGGCCUUUCUCAGUGGAGACUUGGCAAGAGCCGCUUCCCUCUCUCACAAUCCCUUGCACAAGCUUGCAUGCUGGCAAUGGGCCACAGAUUACAAAAUUCCAUCUCUGGAUCAGAAAACAGAGACAUUGGGGUGA
Messenger RNA from Pelobates cultripes (western spadefoot toad), 199 nucleotides. The record is from the annotation of a GenBank genome assembly. NCBI's taxonomy places the organism in Eukaryota, Metazoa, Chordata, Amphibia, Anura, Pelobatidae.